Alternaria ventricosa is the source of this 1185-nucleotide messenger RNA. RefSeq lists its product as uncharacterized. The transcript is spliced from 2 exons. The coding region runs from base 1 to 1185 and encodes 394 amino acids. Lineage: Eukaryota; Fungi; Ascomycota; Dothideomycetes; Pleosporales; Pleosporaceae. The record is from RefSeq and is a predicted model, not a curated record.
AUGCCCCGUCUAAAGAGAGAUACUUCACUAUGGCGAGCUCGAAUGGAAAGGGCAAAGAAUCAGACUGGGCCAGGCCAUCCGGCUUCGAUGUCGGUGUUACAGGUGGCUACUGCUGAAGAAACAUUCGCUUCACCCGACCAACAAGACGCCAAUUCUUCAAAUACGUCCACGACUCAUAUUUCACAAAGUGUAACAAGAUCCAAGAGCCGCCAUGGUGGAGCUUCUCCAUGGGUCCGCCGUACCACACGCAAUGUGAACGAGGUCUCUACUGGCCAAGUCCCAACGGAAGAGGAGCAAUUGCAAGCUGCUCUGGCUGAGUCUUUGGCACAAGAACCCGCAAGACCCGCCCAGAAAGACCCUGUAAGAGAGACACGGAAGAGGAAGUCAAAGUCCAGGGGUCCUCUGACUUCGCAGAAAGCGCAGGAAUCAUUACGUCGACUCCCUGGACAGCACACUGCUCUGAAGCUACCAAAAUUAAGAAUUACAAACGACAGGAUAGUGGUUGUCAGGGAAGUAGACAGCCUAGCACAAUCGCUGGAUACUGAAAAACCAUUGGAUGCUUUCGAUCUUGAGAAAGCCAAAGAACUCGAACACCAACAGCAACUCCUCUUUCUGUCCAAUCUCGAACGACAGGAAGGCUACAUACGCCCUGCUCAAGGUGAGCAUGAAAGCGCGAUGCGAAGCACACUUGCUCACGAUGUGGAUAACGAUGACUUCACUGCUGCAUUCAUCCUAAGGGCGAUGGCAAACAGCGACAUCACUGCUGAUCCCGACAGCAUGGGUUUCGUCCAGAGACUCAUGAACCCAUCCGCUCCUGGAACGACUUUGGAGUCGACCAACUCCGCUAAGAAUGAAAAACCGCGCGAGGUUAUACCCCUUCGUCGUUCGACACGAAAGAAACCUGCCGCUGAUCCCGAGGCCGGAAACUCGUCUUCAAAGGCCAUCGAAACCGAGAAACCAGCACCUGAGCCCUUAAGGCUAGACGAGGCUGAUCUUGCUGGUCAGAAGACUUUUCUCAAUAAGAGCUUAAGAGUUCUGGGUACCAAACCGAAGGGCAACGCCGCAGAUCAGAUGGUUAAAGAAAUGGAAAUCGAACAUGCGCAAACACAGCAAGACGUAGAGAUGGCUAUGGAGGAGGAGGACAGGUGGAAUGAGCUUUGGGGCGUUGAGGAAUGGGAGGAGUAG